Spea bombifrons (plains spadefoot toad) is the source of this 1112-nucleotide messenger RNA. RefSeq names its product claudin-15-like. Gene Ontology annotation, cellular component: plasma membrane; bicellular tight junction. NCBI's taxonomy places the organism in Eukaryota, Metazoa, Chordata, Amphibia, Anura, Pelobatidae. Gene Ontology annotation, molecular function: structural molecule activity. The coding region runs from base 251 to 925 and encodes 224 amino acids. The record is from RefSeq and is a predicted model, not a curated record. Gene Ontology annotation, biological process: bicellular tight junction assembly; cell adhesion. The transcript is spliced from 6 exons.
AAUGUUCUGCUAGUCAGACGGUGGCAAAGUCCUGCUCUGUCCACAGAGCAAAAAGCCAAAAUCAGUAUAUAUUUUCUUAAAUCUGUUCUGUGUAGCUGAAUCCCACUGUUCUGCUUCAUACAUUUUGGAUUCCUAUCCUAUCAGAAAGGAAGAAAACUAGACGUCUACAAGAAUUAACAUCAUAAAAGGGCUGAUUGGAAUUUUUCUUUCCUAAUGCUUGGCUGAGGUUCCUGGAUACAUCUAGUGCACCAUGAGCAAGACUGCUCUGCAGGUUUGUGCCUUGAUCCUUUCACUGGCUGGAAUGACCAGUGUCCUUGUCUCCACCGUAUCCAGUAAAUGGAAAACAUCCAGCAGCACCGGCUCCAUUAUAACCUCCACCAGUACGUUUGAAGGGCUUUGGAUGACCUGCGUAACCAACGCAAUGGGAUCGGUGCAAUGCAAGAAGUUUUCCUCUAUCUUCAGCCUGACCACUUACGUCCAGGUAUGUCGAGCAUUAAUGAUCAUUUCCAUCAUACUGGGCCUCAUCUCUUGUGUGGUCUCCAUGUUUGGACUGAAAUGCACCAAGUUUGGGAGCAGCAAUGAAUACACAAAAGGCAAGAUUGCACUGGGAGGCGGAUUGCUCUUCAUUUUAGCAGGUCUUUGCUGCUUAAUAGCUGUUUCGUGGUAUGCAGCCAUGGUCACUGCACAGUUUUUUGAUCCUCUCUAUGGUGGAACAAAGUAUGAACUUGGAUCCGCACUCUACAUCGGAUGGGCUGGAUCUUUGCUAGCUAUUCUCGGUGGCUCCUUCUUGUGCUGUUCAUUUAAGAAAAAGAAAAAAAACAGGCCAGGUGGCUACAAGUACAAUCAAUCGGCAGCUCCUGAUAACGAUUUUAAGCAGUUCAAAGAGAGGAAGGAAAGUUCAAUGGCUUCCAGAGCUUACGUCUGAACGCGUCUAAGGAUUUGUGUUAAACACAGCACAUUUAUUCAAUGGAUUUUUAUUUAGAUUUUUUUUUAAAGUGGAUUUAUUUCUUACUUUGGUAAAAUAGUAGAACAUGACUGACUAAAUAUUGCUUGCAUUUUGCUCAUAGCCUCUGUAUGUGUAAAUCAAUAAACUAUACUGGCAAGUAUUAGUA